AUGCAGCGAACACGGGCAUGUGAGGCAGAUGGAGAGGAGAGCAGUGCUCCAUUAUGUAUAAAGACCUGCAGCGUCUUCUUCAGUCUUCAUUCGCUUUCAGCAUCAGCAAGCCUUUACAGUCGUUCAACUUCCGAAAUGCAUUCCCCAAUGAAGCUCGCCACUGUCGUCGUCCUUGCCCUUAGCGGCCUCGCAACUGCAUUUCCACAGUACGGCGAGACCACCACCACCACGCCAAAGGGUUACGGCGAGACAACCACCACCAAGAAGACAACCUCCAAGACAUCGGACACUUGCUCGUACAGUCCAACCACCAUCUCGUCGACCAUCAAGACUACCAAGUACGAGACAAAGACCAUCGCCACCAGCACACCCAAGGUCGGCUCAACCUGCAAGAACGAGGACCAAACCAAGACCAUCACCAAGACCCUCACCGUCAGCACCUCCAAGCCAACAACCGUCACCUCCACCUUCACAACCACCAAGGUCGUGACCAAGCCCGUCGACACCACCACCAAGAUCCCCACCACAUCCACCAGCUGGGUCAAGACUGUCAUCACCACUUCUUACUCCACCUUGGUUCCAGGCUACACCACCAGCACCAUCAAGGGUGAGACCAAGGUCACCGAGACCAUCACCAGCACCUCCAAGUACCCCGUCCAGGCACCAGUCUACGAGACCUCCACCAAGACUGAGCUCUCCACCAUCAAGGGCUCGACUUGCUACCCAACUACCAAGUACGAGGGUACUACCAAGUACAGUACGGUCACCAAGCCAACCAACUAUGUCACCAAGAUUGUCUCCUCUACCAAGGUUUGCGGUCCCAAGGGAUACUAA
Fulvia fulva is the source of this 834-nucleotide messenger RNA. RefSeq lists its product as uncharacterized. The coding region runs from base 1 to 834 and encodes 277 amino acids. The transcript has 3 exons. The record is from RefSeq and is a predicted model, not a curated record. Lineage: Eukaryota; Fungi; Ascomycota; Dothideomycetes; Mycosphaerellales; Mycosphaerellaceae.